Messenger RNA from Osmerus eperlanus (European smelt), 1944 nucleotides. It is a transcript of the gene csad, whose product is annotated as cysteine sulfinic acid decarboxylase. NCBI's taxonomy places the organism in Eukaryota, Metazoa, Chordata, Actinopteri, Osmeriformes, Osmeridae. Gene Ontology annotation, cellular component: cytoplasm. The transcript is spliced from 14 exons. The coding region runs from base 66 to 1586 and encodes 506 amino acids. Gene Ontology annotation, molecular function: pyridoxal phosphate binding; sulfinoalanine decarboxylase activity. Gene Ontology annotation, biological process: carboxylic acid metabolic process; taurine biosynthetic process. The record is from RefSeq and is a predicted model, not a curated record.
CAACCCAACUUCAGUGAGAUCUUGAUCAGGAGGAGACCUGCAGCUAUUCGAUAACCUAUACUCAGAUGAAACCCCAAGGAAACGAAAUGGCCAACGGUUUAACUCCAAACAAUGGCUUGGAUCUGAACGACCCCUCGCAAUACCACACCGAUGGUCAGCUCUUUUUGACUGAAGCUUUUAAAAUCAUCAUGACAGAAGUGCUACGCAAGGGUACAGAUGUGAACGAGAAGGUGUGUGAGUGGCGGGACCCAGACGAGCUGUCAGCGCUGCUGGACCUGGAGCUGAGGGACAAGGGCGAGGAGCAACCCCAGCUGCUCCAGAGGGUCCAGGACGUGGCCAAGUACAGCGUCAAGACCAGUCACCCUCGGUUCUUAAACCAGCAGUUUGCCGGGGUGGACUACCAUUCACUGACAGGACGCUUUCUCACUGAGGCUCUCAACACAAGCCAGUAUACGUACGAGGCGGCGCCGGUAUUUGUUCUGAUGGAGAACGAGGUGCUGAGGAAGAUGCGUGCGAUGGUCGGGUGGACCGACGGGGACGGCAUUUUCUGCCCGGGAGGCUCUAUCUCCAAUAUGUACGCUCUCAACUUGGCACGCUACAAGACCUUUCCGCAGGUCAAAGGUCAAGGGCUCUGGGCCCUUCCACGACUAGCUGUGUUUGCAUCCAAAGAGAGCCACUACUCUGUGCAGAAAGGAGCUUCAUUCCUGGGCAUUGGGAUGGACAACGUCUUCGUGGUGAAGGCUGACAGCAGGGGUUGCAUGAUUCCAGAGGAUCUGGAUGAGAAAAUAGCACUGGCCAAAUCACAAGGUGCAGUUCCUCUCCUCGUCCACGCCACGUCAGGAACCACCGUGCUGGGCUCCUUCGACGAUCUCAACCGCACGGCUGAUGUCUGUCAGAAACACAAGAUAUGGAUGCAUGUAGAUGCAGCAUGGGGAGCAAGUGUGCUGUUCUCCAAGCAACAUAGGCAUCUCAUGAAUGGAGUCAACAGAGCCGAUUCAGUGACUUGGAAUCCACACAAGAUGCUUCUGACAGGCUUGCAGUGCUCUGUCAUUCUUCUCAAGGAUACCACGGGCCUGUUGAAUCAGAGCCAUUCUGCCAGUGCCACAUACCUCUUCCAGCAGGAUAAGUUCUAUGACAUGAGUCUGGACACAGGGGACAAGUCCAUCCAGUGUGGCCGCAAAGUGGACUGUCUGAAGCUGUGGCUGAUGUGGAAGGCUUUGGGUUCUGAAGGCUUUGCGGCCCGUAUCGAUAAGGCAUUUGCCCUCGCAAGAUAUGUAACAGAGGAGUUGGUAAAAAGGGAUGGGUUUCAACUUCUGGAGAAGCCGCAGUAUGUGAACGUGUGCUUUUGGUUCAUACCACCCAGUCUAAGGGGAAAGAAUAAGGAUGCAGACUACCAAGAAAGGCUGGCAAAGGUGGCUCCUGUGGUGAAGGAGCGCAUGACGAAGAAGGGGAGCAUGAUGGUGGGGUACCAGCCACAAGGAGACAACGUCAACUUUUUCCGCUUGGUGGUCCUUUCUCCUUACGUGUCCCAACAAGACAUGGACUUUUUCCUGGAUGAAAUAGAGAGGCUGGGGAAGGAUCUGUAAUAGAUUUGCACUGAUUGUUAGAGGCCAUUACAGGUCAUUAACGAAUAUGUAAAAAAUGCAUUGUAUUCCAUAUUGCAUUUCUCAUGCAUGGUUCAUUUGAUUUAUAUUCAUGUUUGUAUUAUCCGGGUGGUAGUGGAUGUCAGUAGAAAUAAUUGUUACAUGUUUACCAAUCUAACAGUGAUGAAAAAGUUGGGGAAGAAGUAUUAUGACAGAUUCACCUAAUUUGUUUCUUCAUACCUACAUAUACAACCAUGCAGACCAGCUUCAAAUAUAAACUGUACUUGAUAGUGUAUAUGAAUGUAUUAUUGUUCAGUGCAUAAGCAAUGUCAUUCCAUAAAUACAUACAUACCAAAUAUUA